AUGGCUGAUCCACUCUUCAACACGGAGCGCCAUGUCAAAUACUACCUCCGAUGCCUAAAGACCUUCCUGCCGUCCGCUUACACCUCCAAUGACUCCAAUCGCAUGCUGCUGGGCUACCUGACCCUCUCAGGGCUGGAUGUGCUCGGCGUGCUGUACACCAAAACCACACCGGAAGAACGACAAGGGUACAUCGACUGGCUCUACCACUGCCAAGUGCCAACAGGCGGGUUCCGUGGAUUCCCAGGCACUGACUUCGGACCAGAGAAGCGAAACAAAAACAAUGAAGCCUGGGACCCGGCAAACGUUCCUGCGACGUUCUUUGCGCUGGUCAACUUGCUCAUCCUCGGCGAUGACCUGUCGCGUGUCAAGCGGCGGGAGUGCCUCGAAUGGCUUCCCAAGGUGCAGCGCGCUGAUGGAAGCUUUGGGGAACUCGUCGGUCCCGGUGGGGAUGUAGAAGGAGCUCGCGAUUUGAGAUAUUGCUGCUGUGCAACCGGUGUGCGGUACAUCCUGCGCGGACGAAAUGAGGCUGGGCUUCAGGGCGUGCCGGAUAUUGAUGUACCCCGGUUGAUCUCUUUUAUUGAGGCGUGUCAGACCUACGACGGUGGCAUGGCCGAAUCUCCUUUCUGCGAGUCGCAUAGCGGACAUACAUAUUGUGCAAUUGGUUCGUUGGACUUUGUUCGUCGCACAUCUCCUGAUCUGAGAUCAGUACCGCUACUAUCAGCCGGGUCAGAGAAAUUUGAGUCUUUGAUUACAUGGUUGGCCUCAAGGCAGACGGCUCGAAUUGAAGACGAUGGCAAUGAAGACGACAGUGACACCGAAGUGCCCAAUGCAUCUGAAGCAGGAUCUCUCACUGAAAGAAUCCAAGGGCUGCCCAAUGUCGAAUCACUGGAAGCAGAGACAAUAUCAUGCGCCGGGUUCAACGGGCGAUGCAAUAAAGUUGCCGACACCUGUUAUUCAUUCUGGAAUGGAGCGACACUGGUGAUGCUGGACCAUUACUCUGUGAUUGACGAGGCUCGCAACCGUCGAUACUUGCUGGAAAAGACCCAACAUCUCGUUGGUGGAUUUGGAAAAGCGCCCGGAGAUCCUCCAGAUUUGCUUCACUCAUACUUUGGCAUGGUUUCCCUGGCCUUCCAGGGCGAAGCAGGCCUCAACCCCGUCGAUCCCACGAUGGGCACCAGUAAACGUGCCGUGCAACAUCUUGAAUCGCUGCCUUGGUGGCAAUAG
Penicillium nucicola is the source of this 1224-nucleotide messenger RNA. RefSeq names its product protein geranylgeranyltransferase type I subunit CDC43 (gene cdc43). Gene Ontology annotation, biological process: protein geranylgeranylation. Gene Ontology annotation, cellular component: CAAX-protein geranylgeranyltransferase complex. NCBI's taxonomy places the organism in Eukaryota, Fungi, Ascomycota, Eurotiomycetes, Eurotiales, Aspergillaceae. Gene Ontology annotation, molecular function: CAAX-protein geranylgeranyltransferase activity. Bases 1 to 1224 code for a protein of 407 amino acids. The record is from RefSeq and is a predicted model, not a curated record. The transcript has 5 exons.